AUGGCUACUUCGUCUCAUCUUCUCGCCUCCGCGCCCCUGCCUCGUCUCGGAACGUCCCUGCUUCCCGUGAGCCGUUCGAUCGCCACAACCGCUCCUCGCCGCAUUGCACCGCGCGCGCUCGUUGUCGCAGCCGCCGACUCGUCGUCGAGCGCGCAGCACGUCGCGGCGGCGGCCCCCCAGGCCGACCGGCGGUCGCUGCUGCUGGCGGGGCUGGCCCUCGCGUGCGGCGCAACUGCGGUGGCGGGCGAGGCGAGGGCGGCGAGCUGCGAGCUGACGGCGACGCCGUCGGGGCUGCAGUUCUGCGACACCGCCGUGGGCGACGGCGUCGAGGCCGCCGCUGGCAUGCUCAUCAAGGCGCACUACAACGGCACGCUGCUGGACGGCACGGUCUUCGACAACAGCUACCGCCGCGGCCGCCCCCUCGUCUUCCGCGUCGGCGCCGGCGAGGUAAUCAAGGGGUGGGACCUGGGCAUCGUGGGCGGGGAGGGCAUCCCCGCCAUGCGCGCAGGUGGGUACCACCGGCCCCCCACACCCACUCCUUCCCAUCACCGCUGCCUGCCACCUUGCCGCCCGAGGCACACACAAUCCAUGCGCAUCUAUGCUUCUGCUCUCUUUUAUGCUUCUCAUCACGCGCUCGUGCUACCUGUGUGUGCAGGCGGCAAGCGCACGCUGCGCAUCCCGGCAUCACUGGCGUACGGUGCGAGAGGAGCCGGCUGCCGCGGAGGGUCGUGCAUCAUCCCCCCCAACUCCGAUUUGCUCUUUGAUGUCGAGUUCGUUGGCAAGGCAUAG
This is a messenger RNA of Closterium sp. Yama58-4, 789 nucleotides long. Lineage: Eukaryota; Viridiplantae; Streptophyta; Zygnematophyceae; Desmidiales; Closteriaceae. The record is from the annotation of a GenBank genome assembly.